GGUGGGUGACAUCAGCAACAAAAGUGUACUCUUGUACUGUACGUUGUUGAUCUUUGUUGUGGUCGUGGUUCCUGUGAUGGUUUACCUCGUCAGAUUAAGGAGGAAUCGAUGUGCACAGCGGGGACGACAGCAUGCUCAGUCUAUCGAUCCGGCUGUUGAAAUGACUGUCGUACCAUACGAGGACAGAAUAACACCUGUAGAUGUAGUACCUGGGGUGGAUCAAGACUUCGGUUUACCUGCUUGGGCUCAGAAAUGGGGGAUUCCUUGGAACAACCUUGUUGUUGAUGAGCGCGUGCUCGGCAGGGGGAACUUUGGAGAAGUGCGAUCAGGUGCUGUGAAAGCAGAUGGAACAUGGACCAAGGCGGCCAUAAAAAUGAUCCGAGGGCAUACCACCUGUUUCAAGAGAGAGGAUUUCAUAGAUGAGUUUUGGACAAUGGCCUCCAUUGGCUAUCAUCCUAACAUUGUAUUGCUUCUUGGGGCUUGUCAGCACCAAGAUGUGUUGUAUGUUGCGUUGGAGUACCUUCCGCAUGGUGAUCUGCGUAGCUACCUACAGAUGGCUCGCUCACAGUCAGACACAGAUGAGGAUGUCUUGACUUGGGAGCAACUAGCCAAGAUUGCUCUGGAUGUUGCCAGGGGAAUGGAGCAUCUUGCCAAAGCAGGAGUGAUUCACCGGGAUUUAGCUGCAAGAAACAUUCUCAUUGGAGAGGGUAUGAUUGCCAAGGUGUCAGAUUUUGGAAUGUCAAGAGGACAGGAUGUCUAUGUCCAGACAUCAGGGAAGCGUGUACCACUCCGCUGGUUGGCCAUUGAAUCGAUGAUUCAUCAGGUUUACACCACUCAAAGUGACGUAUGGUCAUUUGGAAUUCUUUUGUGGGAAAUGGCCACUCUCGGAGGAACGCCUUAUCCGUCUAUCCGGAACGAGAUGCUAACUGAAAUGCUUAAGAAAGGAUAUCGCUUGCCAAAGCCUGACAACUGUCUGGACGAAAUGUACACUUUGAUGCGAGACUGUUGGGAGGAGGAUCCUAGAAACAGACCGACCUUCACUGACAUCGUUUACGUACUAACAUACAGGAUGGUCAGCCAAACUCAGUUGAAGAAUGUCAACGUCACUGGACCACGUCUAGGAAAUUACCAGGGUCAAAUCGGCCAGAUUGACUGAAAAUUUGUCUUGGUAUUGUAUGUCCACUUCUGGAACUUUCUCACCUGUUAAACCUUACAUUUACAUAUUUCUCUAUCCCAGAGCUCCAAUCUACUAUUAUUUUAUACCAUAGUAAAUAGCGCCCUCAGCACCCAAGCCCUAGGUUACUCGCAUCCGUCUCGUACCCGCAAGGAUCCUUCAUGUCAAUAUUACCCAUGUUUGGCAGUCAGGAAGGCUCUGCUUCACUUUCAUCUAACGAUAAAAAGCCAGACAGUUCUGGUCAAUUCUGACUGUGUUCUCAUAUACCAUGGAGGCAUACGGUCCCCUAGUCUUGUUUACAUACCAGGAAUCUCCUGAUGUGGUGCAGAACAGCAUAACAUUGUCGGUACCUCACGUCGCCCGUAAGCUGAAUUUCAUAGCAGAUGCUCUAUCCAGGGGCAAUAUAACCCAUCGGUAGUACAGAACACCUUCCAAGGGCUCGAUCGCUGCACAUGCAUCCAUGUGUGUCAGCCUUCAACAGCCGCUGCCAAUAUGUUGGCAGUCCCGAUCCUUACGCUUGGGCAAUGGACGCUAUUAACUGGACAACCAUGUAUGGAUUUGCGUUUCCAACAAUGACCAUCCUUCCGAAAG
Molecule: messenger RNA, 1765 nt
Organism: Acanthaster planci (crown-of-thorns starfish)
Lineage: Eukaryota; Metazoa; Echinodermata; Asteroidea; Valvatida; Acanthasteridae
Biological process (GO): multicellular organism development; protein phosphorylation; cell surface receptor protein tyrosine kinase signaling pathway
Cellular component (GO): signaling receptor complex; plasma membrane
Molecular function (GO): ATP binding; transmembrane receptor protein tyrosine kinase activity; calcium ion binding
Source: RefSeq, a predicted model, not a curated record